UUCCUCGGGCGCCGCUUUGCGGAAACAAGAGGAAAGAGUCGCCACCGGAAGUGAGCCUCUCGCGACUCCGCUUGGCCGGAAGGCCCCCUUCCCCCUGUAUAGCAACCAGCAGGACUCAGAUAAAUAUCCAACAUGUCUCACAGGACUAUUCAUCUUUUCCGGAAGGGUCUCCGGCUACAUGACAACCCCACUUUACUAGCUGCUUUGAAGUCUUCCGAAAUUGUAUUUCCAGUUUACAUAUUAGACAGAAAAUUUAUGACAUCUGCAAUGCAACUGGGAACUAUCCGUUGGCAUUUUCUUUUGCAGUCUCUGGCAGAUCUGCAGGCAAGCUUAAAGAAAUUGAACUCUUGUUUAUGGAUUAUACAAGGAGAGUAUGAGGCCAUAUUGCGGGAGCAUGUAAAAAAGUGGAAUAUUACACAAGUGACAUUUGAUGAUGAAAUUGAACCAUUUUACAAGGAGAUGGAGAGGACUAUUCAAAUGAUAGGGAAAGAAAUGGGAUUUGAAGUAUUUUCAAUGGUGGGACACACCUUGUACGAUGUCAAACGGAUUGUGGAACUAAAUAAAGGAACACCUCCACUGACAUACAAGAGGUUUCUCCAGAUACUGACUACACUUGGAGAUCCUGAAAUGCCUGUGGAGGACGUUACAGCUGAAAAUUCACAAAAACUUAGCCCUUUCCCUGAGGAGGGCCUGGAUGAAUGUUACGGAGUGCCUCUCCCUGAGAAUUUGGGAAUUUCCAAAGAGUACCUGUCACCUUGGAGAGGUGGGGAAACUACUGGGCUACAGCGACUUGAAGAGCACAUGAAAAAUCAGGGGUGGAUAGCAAAGUUUGCCAAGCCAAGAACUAUUCCAAAUUCUCUGCUUCCGAGCACAACAGGAUUGAGCCCUUAUUUCAGCUUGGGUUGUUUAUCAGUUCGGAUGUUUUUUUAUCGGUUGUCUAAAAUUUAUGCUCAGUCGAAGAACCAUUCCUUGCCACCAGUAUCUCUUCAAGGACAAUUGCUUUGGAGAGAAUUCUUUUAUACAGUAGCAUCAGCAACACCUAACUUUACAAAAAUGGUUGGGAAUCCCAUCUGCCUUCAGAUAGAAUGGUAUGAAGAUGCAGAGAAACUCCACAAAUGGAAAACGGCACAGACAGGCUUCCCAUGGAUUGAUGCCAUUAUGACCCAACUCCGUCAGGAAGGCUGGAUACACCAUCUUGCUCGCCAUGCUGUGGCAUGCUUCCUCACACGGGGAGAUCUCUGGAUCAGUUGGGAGGAAGGCAUGAAGGUGUUUGAAGAGCUGCUUCUGGAUUCAGAUUAUAGCAUUAAUGCGGGGAACUGGAUGUGGCUGUCGGCCAGUGCUUUCUUCCACCAGUACUCACGCAUUUUCUGCCCUGUUCGAUUUGGCAAGCGUACAGAUCCAGAAGGACAUUAUAUUCGAAAAUACCUCCCAGUCCUGAAAAACUUUCCUUCGAAAUAUAUUUAUGAACCUUGGACAGCACCAGCAGAAGCACAGAGAGAAGCAGGCUGCAUUAUAGGUAAAGAAUAUCCCUUUCCUAUGGUAAACCACAAAGACGUCAGUGAUAUUAACCUGCAGCUGAUGAAAAAAGUCAGAGAAGAACAGUAUAAAACAGCUCAGCUCACAAGAGAUGAAGUUGAUGAUCCAAUGGAAAUGGGGCUAAAACAUCGACAGUCAGAAGAGAUCACUCCAAAAGGAAAACAUGCCAGAAAAGCUGAAGAAGUAUAAAAAAAACCAAUCUCCUUCUGUUUAUGUUUACUUUGUAGUAAGUCUCACUUCAUUCAGUGGGACAUAUUUCCAAACAUGUAUUUUGAGAAUCAAAGCUUGAUGCAUCAAAAGAGAAGGUUUUUUUAUUAUUAUUAUGCAGACAAUAGAAACUCUUUUAGAUUUAUCAGAAUGGAAAGUGGUGCUGUGCUGGAGGUAGCAAUUAGUGGUUGCCCGCAUAGAAAAGAAUCAUAGAGUUGAAAGAGACUGCAAGGGCCACCCAGUCCAACCCCCCGCCAUGCAGGAAAAGUACAAUCAAAGCACCCCUGGCAAAUGGCCAUUUAGCCUGUGCUUAAAAGCUGCCAAAGAAGGAGCUUCUACUAUACUCUGAGGCAGAGAGUUCCACUGCUGAACAGCUCUUACAGUCAGGAAGUUCUUCAUAAUGUUCAGGUGGAAUCUCCUUUCCUGUAAUUUGAACCUAUUCCUCCGAGUCCUAGUCUCCAAAACAGUAGAAAACAAGCCUGCCAAAUAUUUAAAUAUGGAUGACUAUCAUGUCUCCUCUCAACUUGAUUUUGUCCUCUGCAAUCAAUGUGUUUUUCUUGAAACAUCUACAUUUGAAAUCACUCAUGGAGCAACUAGAUGUACAGAUGAAUCAUGCCAUUUCUAGCGUCCUCUGCUCUCGCAUACUAGUUGCAGAAUGUCAUGACUUUGAAGACAUAAUUGACAUGAAAACUGGCUUCAUUCUGUCACCAAGUUAAAGCAUAGCUUUGUAUUGCAGGCUUUGAGGUCUCUUGCCAGACUAUGUAUAGGUAUAUGGUUUAACACUGAUUUAAAUUGUUCUAAGUUGUUUAAGUUAUUUUAUGGGGCUUUUGGUUGUUUAUAUUGUUAAAUUACUUCUUACGGUUUUAAAUUGAUGUAUUUGUACACUGCCCCAAAACAGAGUAAGAUAUAAAUAUUUUAAUAAAUAAAAUUUAUAUCGAAUAUUGUA
Messenger RNA from Anolis sagrei ordinatus, 2689 nucleotides. RefSeq names its product cryptochrome-2-like. Gene Ontology annotation, molecular function: deoxyribodipyrimidine photo-lyase activity; FAD binding; DNA binding. Gene Ontology annotation, biological process: circadian regulation of gene expression; entrainment of circadian clock by photoperiod. Lineage: Eukaryota; Metazoa; Chordata; Lepidosauria; Squamata; Anolidae. The record is from RefSeq and is a predicted model, not a curated record. Gene Ontology annotation, cellular component: nucleus; cytoplasm.